CAAUUAUACCGUAAAAAGCCUAAUAUGUCAAUGAAUUCAGCUAGAUUAGAGUGUAAUAUAGCUAAAAAUAGAUAUCGUGAUAUUUCACCUUAUGAUCAAACUAGGGUGAUAUUAAAAGCAAGUGUUUCUGGGGACUAUGUUAAUGCUAAUUUUGUAAAUAUGGAAAUUCCUGGAAGUGGUAUUGUCAAUCGUUAUAUAGCAGCCCAAGGUCCUUUACAAAAUACUUGUACAGAUUUUUGGCAGAUGGUUUGGGAACAGCAUUGUACCUUAGUCGUCAUGUUAACAACUAAAGUGGAACGUGGUAGGGUCAAAUGUCACCAGUACUGGCCAGAACUCUAUGAAACUCAAGAUUUCGGUGCCCUACAAAUAACAUGUGUCAAAGAAGAAGACACCACAUCCUUUGCAUUUAGAGAGUUUAAUUUGACCCACGUAGAAACAAAUGAAGAAAGACACAUACGCCACAUGCAAUAUAUCUCCUGGCCAGAUCACGGUGUUCCAGAUGAUCCUGGAGAUUUUUUACAGUUUGUUGUUCGAGUUCGACAGAGUAGAGCAGGCAUGGUGGAACCAACUGUAGUCCAUUGCAGUGCUGGAAUAGGGAGAACAGGAGUGUUGAUCACCAUGGAAACAGCAAUGUGUUUAAUAGAAGCUAACCAACCAUGCUUCCCGUUACAAAUAGUUAAAAACAUGCGCGACCAAAGAGCCAUGUUAAUUCAAACCUCUAGUCAGUAUAAAUUUGUAUGUGAAGCAAUUUUACGAGUUUAUCAUGGUAAGUGGAUAUAUUAG
This is a messenger RNA of Lottia gigantea (owl limpet), 783 nucleotides long. RefSeq lists its product as hypothetical. Gene Ontology annotation, cellular component: cytoplasmic side of plasma membrane; cytoplasm. The annotation marks the transcript as partial. Gene Ontology annotation, molecular function: protein tyrosine phosphatase activity. The transcript is spliced from 6 exons. NCBI's taxonomy places the organism in Eukaryota, Metazoa, Mollusca, Gastropoda, Lottiidae. The record is from RefSeq and is a predicted model, not a curated record. Gene Ontology annotation, biological process: protein dephosphorylation.